Styela clava is the source of this 864-nucleotide messenger RNA. The record is from RefSeq and is a predicted model, not a curated record. Lineage: Eukaryota; Metazoa; Chordata; Ascidiacea; Stolidobranchia; Styelidae.
AUGGAUUUCAUGGGAAAAAAUUCAGCCGAAAUAUAUGCGAAAAAUGGUACCAAGUACCCCCCACAUUUUGCUAAAGGUGUAAUUAAAAAGCUAGAAGAGUUGAAUCCAGAAAUGGAAGAAAAUGGAAAAUUUGAAUUGUUUGUUGAUGCUGGGUGCGGAGCGGGAAGUGCAGCAACGCAUUUUUUACCGUAUUUCAAAGCGAUGAUUGGAUUUGAUAUUAGUGAGGAACAAAUAAAGAUGGCUCAAAGUGCUCGGCCCCCAGAUAUGAAAGAAACUAUGUCCUAUUAUGUAGCGACUGAAUCGGAGAUGCCGGCAAAAGAUAAUUCUGUGGAUCUGAUCAUUUGUAAAAGUGCAAUCCAUUAUAUGAAUGUGGAUAAGUUUGUACGAGAAUGUAAACGUGUUCUUAAAAAUCACGGCCUUGCCGCACUUUUUGCUGCAUAUUACUCAGAAAUGGUGAUAGAACAAGUAGUAGACAACAAAAUUGUGUCAAGUACUUCUGGAUUCCCUCUUUUGAAAGAAAUAAUUUUAAACCCGCUUGUGAAUCAUUUAAAAAACACCGGUCACCCAUCAUAUGAAGCGUGGGAUUUAAGAUAUGAACGAAUCUGUCAAAAAAUUACCGGCAUAAAUAAGGAAAAACCUCAGGAUGUAUUUUUUGAUGUAUAUUUCAAUUUCGACGACUUUGAGGAAUAUAUGAACCGUACUCCUAUCUUUCGACAACACUUUUCAAAUUAUGAAUCUCAUGAACAACCAUUCGUAAGGCUGAAAAAAGAAUUCAAAGCACUCAUUGGCGCACCUAACGCUGAAGAUAAAUCUCUAAGCUUGAAACUAACUGUCUCAGUUUUUACCAUAUAUCUGACUAAAUAA